CGUUAAACGCGUUGUAUGUGUAUUGCAAUUUGAUCCCGUAGCGCUCGGUCGGAGAGUAAUUUACGCGAAUUCCUGGGCAUCCGGGUCUCUGCAGGUGGGCCUCCAGGGUUUCUUCUCACGUCUGAUGCCUUCGGUGUCGCAGCAAUUGCUUCACCGUUUCGUUACUCGCAUAACAUUCGAGACCUGUCACACCGAACACUUAAGAAAGACAAUCCUUGCCAACAUUGUUCCGCUGACUUUAGCUACGACGUAAAUGUAUAUGAGCUUCUAAAAGGUAAUGCAGAGCAUAAUGCCAGUUAAAACAAAGUCUCGUGUUCCUGAAAGUAUGGGUAUCACAGGUGGAUUGGUUGAUGCCAGAGACAAGCAAGUGUUAAAGGAAGCGGUAGAGGCAGUUGUUAACAGCUUUGCAAAACAUACUCAAGGCUAUGGAAGAGUGAAUGUAGUAGAAGCUUUGCAAGAGUUUUGGCAAAUGAAACUAAGUAGAGGGACAGAAUUAAGAAAUGGAGCAUUAGUUAUUUAUGAGUCUGUACCUGGUACCAGUCCACCUUAUGUUUGUUACGUGACCUUACCUGGAGGAUCUUGCUUUGGUAGCUUUCAAAAUUGCCCCACUAAAGCAGAGGCCCGUAGAUCUGCAGCAAAAAUUGCUUUGAUGAACUCUGUUUUUAAUGAACAUCCAGCGCGAAAAAUAACAGAUGACUUCAUAGAAAAAGCUGUGGCAGAAGCAAGAGCUAGCUUUGCUAAGCCUUCUGCAACAUCUAAUGGUGUUGGUAAUCAAACACAGGGAAAUGGAGAUGAAAAAGAAGAUCCCAAUACAGGUAUAGGUGCAUUUCGUUUUAUGUUGGAAUGCAAUCGUGGAAGAACAAUGUUAGAAUUUCAAGAAUUAAUGACGGUCUUUCAAUUGCUCCAUUGGAAUGGCUCUUUGAAAGCAAUGAGAGAAAGGCAAUGUAGUAGACAAGAAGUAGUUGCUCAUUAUAGUCAUCGAACUUUGGACGAUAACAUGCGCAGCCAAAUGGCAUUAGAUUGGGUAGCGAGAGAACAGGAAAGCGGCGGCGGCGUUGUUGCUAUGGAAUUAGCAUUGGCUGAAAGAGAACUCGAAGCGGCACGUUUAGCUGGAAGAGAGCUUAGAUUUCCUAAAGAAAAAAAAGAUAUAUUGAUGCUUGCACACGCUCAAGUAUGCCCACAGUGA
Messenger RNA from Habropoda laboriosa, 1186 nucleotides. RefSeq names its product LIX1-like protein (gene lft). Gene Ontology annotation, cellular component: cytoplasm. The record is from RefSeq and is a predicted model, not a curated record. Lineage: Eukaryota; Metazoa; Arthropoda; Insecta; Hymenoptera; Apidae. Gene Ontology annotation, biological process: autophagosome maturation. The transcript has 4 exons. The coding region runs from base 278 to 1186 and encodes 302 amino acids.